AUGGCUCGCGCGACAAAACAACAGGAGGAUGGCGGGGGGUACAACCGCUCAGCCCCACUCCUUGUAGUUGUCACCCUGAUGCUCGUUGUUGGACUGGUGUCAUUCAGCAAGCCCAAUGUCACCAUGCAGCAGGCGAUCAGCUCUGCACGCUUGAGUGGAAUGAUUGCCAGCACAGUUGGCAGUUUUGCAGCUGAGACCGAGCCCUGGGUUGGCGAGCUUGCCAGGCCUGGCGUGGGCACGCCCUGGCCAGGCACCCCCAUGGAGCUCCCCACCAAGGAGACAUUCGAUAGGCUGCAGGCCAAUCCAUCGCUGUCCCAGAAGGACGCAGCAUUGGCCGAGUUUGAGGCGGCGCCCUGGCUGCUGCCACCGCGCACCAAGGCGCUCAGUUAUGCGGGGGUGCAUGAGCUGGACAAGCUGCUGCAGCUGCGCUCCACGCCUCAAGGCAAAUACAACAAGACCAUCACGUUGAUGACCUACACUCUCCCAUUUACUGUCUUGAUGCAGAACACAAUCUACACCAUGGUCAAGUUUGGCGGCGUGCGCAACUACAUUGUUGGCACCUGGACCAAGCGCGACCUGGAGGCGUGCGCCGACCUGAACCUGCCCUGCGCUGAUGUCAGUGCCUUCCUGCCGGAGCCUUUGGAGGCUCCUGAAGGCGACGUCCCGGCCCGAUUUGGCACCCACGACUAUCUGGUGCGCCUGCAGCUGCUGAGCGAGAAGCUGGUCAUCUGCUGGCUGCGGUCGGCCAUCAUCCACCACCUCCUGAAGGAGGGAUAUGUAGUGUACAACACAGACAGCGAUGUUGUGUACACAAUGAAGCCCGCCUGGCAGAGCUACCUUGCUUUCAUUGAACACGGCCGAGUGGAUGGAGCCUUCCAGGCUGAGUAUCUGUCAGUCCUCUUCUUGCACCCUCUCUGUGCCAAUUACCAGCAGAAGCUGGAUAUCUUCAAGCAGCAACUGUUGUGGUUCCUGGACGAUGAGACAGCCACCAAAUGA
Molecule: messenger RNA, 996 nt
Organism: Chlorella variabilis
Lineage: Eukaryota; Viridiplantae; Chlorophyta; Trebouxiophyceae; Chlorellales; Chlorellaceae
Exons: 9
Coding region: 1-996 (331 amino acids)
Source: RefSeq, a predicted model, not a curated record